Messenger RNA from Pocillopora meandrina, 4469 nucleotides. Lineage: Eukaryota; Metazoa; Cnidaria; Anthozoa; Scleractinia; Pocilloporidae. The record is from the annotation of a GenBank genome assembly.
AUGAAAGCUAAAUUGACUGCAGCGAGCUCUUUACUAUUGACUGUCCUCUUCCUCUGUUUCCUCAAAGGCACGGAAUUAGUAACUAGUGGUGACUUGAUUGAGUUCCGUAAGUGGUUUGAUGAUCGUGGUGGAAAAUGCCGUUGUAAAUUUCUGGAAAGGAAAUACCACAAGCUCACUGCUGUAGCAGAUAGACGUAUUGUAGACAAAGAGUCCAUUUUGAUGGUUCCCGAGUCUUUACUAGUGAACUCUGCCACGAUUAAAAAGUACAGUAGCGCCCUCUCUAGAAGUAUACAUAUUUAAGCUGUUCAAUUUAAAAAAUACAUUCGUUUCUUGAAUCCAUGUUAUACUGUCAAAAGUAGCCAAAACCGGCUGUUGAGGUGUUUCAAGUUUGCUGUUCAAAUUUGAAACUUGAGCGGUGAAGUAUACCUUGUUGCCCCGUAAUACUGAUGUUAAGUCAUGAGAUGUGAACAUUGUUGCUAUAUCACUUCUUCCCAAAACAACCUCUGAUACCCAUGCUAGUCUCAACAUAGUCCUAAUUUCAAACAAGUCCUACUUAAAUAGUCCUACUGUCAAACUACGUAUUAGAGGUUCUAUAUUUUGGCAGAAGUUAUAUAGUAUCGAUGCCUACAUCUUACGAUUUAAUAGGAAGUCAGGUGAAGCAAAGGUGAAUGGCUGAAAGGAAGAGAGGAAGAAAAGGGGGCUCAUUUUAAGAAAAAUAUAUUGCAUUUAUGAGCCUCUAGAAUAAUAAUUAUAAAGGGUAUUAUGACCCUGAAACUUAAUUGUUUUCCCAAAUUCAUUCCCUGUCCCUCAAAUUGAAUUUCAAUCACACUGUCACUUAUAUUGUUAGCAAAUGGAAAAAAAAAGAAUCACCCCGACAAAGAAUUUCUACCUGGAAGGGAUCUAGGUGGGAAGCUAGAAAAUACAAAAUUCCAUAUGGUGAUAAUCACAAUGCAAUAAGUAUUUUAUAUUAGUAACAUUUCCUGUUAAUCCUGGAUGGGCAGUUCAGAGCUAAGAAUUUAGUGAUUCUUGUGUGGUUUCAGGUCAACGAUUGGUCCAACGCUGGAGCAGCUAUCUCUUGUUCAGCACCAGAUCCUUAACCAUCCAGAUUACUUGGAACGACAAGUAAUGCAGUUUAUGCAGAUGGCAAUAUUUGUGCUUUAUUCUGUUCACACCAGCGAUGAGCAAUGGCUACCUUACUUUAAUAUCCUCAUAAACCAUCAAUGCAAUGCUUUGUGGAUGUGGAGUGAAGAGGAGCUGAGAGAGCUGCAAGAUGAAAAACUACUAAGGAGAGCAAUUGAAUGGAAGGAAAUGGUCUCUAGGCUGGCAGCUAACAUAACACCAAAACUGAAUGGCUUUGGCUUGUUCUAUGGAAAGGACCUUACUCCAGAGACCUUGGUAAAAUAUUAAGAAAUACCUUAACACCAGUAGUUGAUGCCAGUUUAAGUAGAAGGGUACCUUAUCAGGGAUUAUUCUUAUUUUUGUUUUGCUUUUUUCAUGUGACAAAUAUGUGUCAGUGUCUUUUUUUCAAGGUUGAGUAAGCAGGUGUUUCCCUUGAUCUGUAAACCCUUUAACUCACAUGAACAGUUCCUUGUGAUUCCAAUGUGAUAUCUUGCUAACAAAACUUAUGAAAGUUUGAGUCAAGUAACAUCACAUUACCGAGGAGUAUCGUAUCGUUGCAGGAAUUUUCAUUUUUUGCAGUAAGUAUACUGAGAGCUUUACAAAGAUAGUGGACUCUUGUUUAUGUUACACUGCUUGUGCUGGAAAAUUUAAGUAAUGCAUGAAUGACAAAAGGAACAGUUCAGAUCUAUUGUAUACACUUAUCUAGCAGUAAUAAAGGGGGUAAGUUUCUAAAGAAACUGUGGUGCUGCAUUCGGUGGGAGAGUAUAGCAGGUAAUUUAGUGUUGACAGCUGAGUUAAAAAUGUAAAUUGGCCACCGCAAAGGGUAAACAAGCUGAUGUUUCAAGCCAUCAUUCCCAUCGCUCUGACAAAGGGCUAACACUCAAAACGUCAGCUCUUUUAUCCUUUAUGGUGGCCAAUUUACAUUUUCAACUUGGUUGUUAAAACUAAAUUACCUGCUAUUUAGCAGUAAAGUUGUUAUAUAAAAAAGGAAAAGGAAAAAAAUGCCAAAUCUGAAUUAAUUAUCAUAUAGCAUAAGUACAUGGCAUUGUUAUGUAGAUUUUUUUAUUCUUGGAAUGGCUUGAAAUCUCUAAACAACGUCUGGUACUCUAAAGAAGUUUAAAAUAACUUUUUAGUAUAAAAAUUGCAUGAAAAUUAUGCAGCUGCCAAGCAGAUAAGCCUGAGGGUUGUUUUAAAGGCUAAUAAACUCCUCUUUGGCUUUUUCCUUUUUGGCGUUUUUUAUUUUUUUAUGACAAGUUAUUGCAGUUAGGUGUAUGUUGCAUUUGUUUGUUUGUAUGUUUGCUUCAGAUAAAUGCAGUUUGUGCAGUUCAAUCAAACAGUUAUAAUAUAACAAGUCACUCUGGACGCCUGGUCAGGACCCUGGUGCCAGUAAGUUAAUUUUCUCUACAGUCUGAUUUGUUAUUUUUCCUCAAGUGUUCGACCUUAAACUACCAUUUUGCUUCUUUCUGUGUUGAAUAAGGAAAGCUUUCUGUGUUGUCUUAUUUUCACAUAUCCACCAGGAAAUUUUUAUUCUAUCUACAAUCACUCAUCCUUAUCUUUAUGUCAUGUGAUGCAUACAUUGGAGCUCACUAAAGAAUACCUGAUCAAAUGCACAAGUAUCUGGGUCGUUCACCUCUGCCAAUGUCAUUUUCUGCAUAACUUGCACUUAUUGCAAAAAGUUAUACAUUGGUGAAACACGAAGACGACGAGGUGACCGAUUCCAAGAAAACCUUCGCGACGUUGGAAGAAAUGACAAGGACGCAUCCAAACCAGUUGUUAGACACUUGAGUCUCCCCAAUCAUUCUAAACAGAUGUAGGGAAAGGCCGCAGUUUGCGGCCUUUCCUUAAAUCUAGGCAGUUCGGAAAGUCGUAAAACUCUAGACCAAAAAUUUAUCUCCAAAUUCGGCACUCUUAAUUCCAACGGUAUCAACGAGCGCUUUCCGUUCAACUAAUUUGUUCUUGUUUUCUUGUCACCAUAUUUCCACCAACAGCGUAGCUCCAUUUUCUGCAUAUAAACCCACACACAACCCACAAUUCCUCCAAUCACUCUGACGAAGGGCUAACGCUCCAAACGUCAGCCUUAAAACUCUUUGCGGUGACCAACUUACGUUAUCAACUCAGUUGAUAACACUAAAUUACCCUGUUAUACUCUCCCACCGACGCAGCACCACAGUUUCUUUAGAAACUUACCCCCUUUAUUUAGAAAUGGCUUACUACUCAGCCAGGGCUGGACCCUAAAAUGCCCGCCAUUAAAACUGACUCCUCUCCUUUAAAACAUAAGGUCUGUGGAUCUCUCUAGAAACUACCAUCGUGUUAACCUUCAAUAUUUGGUGCGAAAUUCGGAUCGAAAAGUUUAGCUUCCUUCUUAACAAAGUCACACUUGUUGUUGAAAACUUAUGUUAUUUUCUUUUCAGGGCCUUAACAUGUUUGCAUAUCGGCCCAGUGUUGGUGGAACAUGGUGGACCAAGGGUGGCGCCCUACGUUACAGACGUGUUAACACUACAAUUGAGGAAGGAGAUACUAUAUUCAUUGACGUUAAUCCGAAUGGUGACAGCGUUCAAACGCUUCUGCAAUAUGGCUUGUUCGUUUCUGAGGGAAGCAAAUUCUUCACUCCUUUGCCAGAGCAAAAAAGCAGGAUGCGGCGAAGAUUUGUGGACAUGUUAAAACUCAAGAAGAAAAUAAAAUACAGCGAGAAAUUCACUUUUAAGGCAGCAGGUCUUCCAAGUUUCAGAGUACAAGCGCUUUCGGACAAAGAUGUCGACGCUUUAGUGAGAGCAGGAAGCAAUCCGAGCAAAUUAUCUGAGUUAAAGAAAGUAUUUAACAGUCCAUCGCUUCAUGUUGGAACCAACCCUUCAUACUCUUGCAAGGACGAAGUGGUCGCCUUAAAUUUGUUAACGCUUCACCUCAGAGAUGAAAUGUUAGGUAGAACUACUGGAAUGCCAAAGGAUGAAGAGAUCUUGACCAAGGAUAUUCCAACAAGGCAACGUAUUGCUGUGGAAUUUAGACUGAAGUUUAAAAAGCUUGCUACGAAUUAUCUUGAUAUAACCAGCGCUCGAGCGAUAGAGACAAAAAGGGAAUGUCUGUCUAGAAAGAGAGAUGAACUUUAACCCUUUUUUCGCAGCCCGUAACUUGUGUGCGUUCCACCAUACUCGAACUACCAAAUUUAGUCUGAAAAUAUCCCAGGAAAGUUCUCCAGCACUGAAUUCAAAUUUUCAGAUGGCUGAAUUCUAAAACGUUUACCAGAGACUCACACAUCCUCAAGGGCUACGUUUGAAUUACUUUUCAUCAGUAUGUCAAACCUCAGGUCCAGAAAAUAAUUUAUGUUGCUAUUUAUGUCCACUAUAAUUUCCUCG